GUAAAACCAGAAGAAGAAGCAGCAGCAGAAGAAGAGAGGGAGAAAAAAAAAAACGUCUAAUCAAUGCGCUACACCAUUGCCUUCGGUUAGAGAUAGCAAUUCCGCGCCGGUCCACGCCAGCUCAAGUGUUGCUGCAGCAUGCCGUCUACCUCGAGCACAAAUUAACAAGGUAAGGCUGUGUAUGUUCUGGAGUGUGUUAGCUAACGGGCUAGUCAGCGAACCUGUUAUUUUUUUUAAUUAUUUUAUUAUUUUUCAAGUGUUCAUAAUGUCAUGUCUAAUUUAACGAAAACGGCUUGCGGUUUUGCAUGGUCGAGUGAAUUUGCACAUAUUAAAGUUAACGUCUGUACUAGCUAAAGCUACUACGUUGUAUGCACGUGCACAACGUUAUAGCGCCGUAUGCUACAUUGGUUGGUUUUUGUUAGCUAGCUAACAUGUUGCUGCAAAGUGCUUCGCCGUUCGUUAGUGUUGGUGGUGUUGAAACUCGAGGGCUGCUAGUUUAAGUUACCCGCGCGCGUGUACCAUUAAGGUGCACUAGAUACAGUCCAGGUAAUGAAGUAGACUUAAAGCAACACGCUGUUCUUUUGUGCACCCCAUUUAUUUGUGUUACUCGUAAGACUCCUUGACCUAUGCUUUUCCUUCCCUGAUGAUACAAAACAAAUAAUGCAUAAAUACUCAUUUAAAAUACUCAGCAAAAGGGGGGAUGAAGGGUCUGUUGCUUUUCGUGGUCACCCCCUUCCUUCCAUCACUCAUAGUAUUGUUUGUCAUUAUGAUAAAACCAUUUUAAUGACUUGCAAAUAGCUGCUUUACACACUUAAGGUAAACAUAGUUAGAGGUUAGUGAAAUCAUCUUUUAAAUUCUCAGUUCUCAGUGUACAUUUAAUAAAUCAUGGCAAACUGCUUUUCUGUUUUAGUAAAAAAUGUACCAUUACUCCUUGGCAAUAUUUAUUGCCCAUCUUUGAGCAACUUUGAAAAUAAGGGGAUGUGAAGCUGUUGGAUUUGCAUGGAGUUUUGACAACUAUGCACAUUGUCAACAUGUUCUUAUCGUUCCUUCAUAGGAUUUGGAUGCAAGUUUUUCCACCCCAGUCAACAUGUCCUCUGAAAGCAUUACAGACAUUACCAGGUGUGAUUCUAACCACUCCCGUGCCUGUCUACAGACUGCACCUGAACUUUCAAGACAACUGAGUUCUACAGAAUUACUCGAGUGGACCUGAAGAGGAUCUUCCUGUCAUCAUUGGAUGCACACUCAUCGCAGCUUAUUAAGCUGUACAGAUCAUGCCGCGGAACACUUGGAAAGGACAUGAUCCUUCUCGACAACUUUGAUGAACAGGUAAUCAAUAAGUAGGAAGUGCAUGUGGUAUAGCAGGGGUCCUCAAUUAGAUUUGAACUGGGACCAAAAACUGGGGGACAGACGAGGGGCAUUUUCACAAUUAUUUAGUCCGACACGACAUCAAUUAUAAAACGGACAACUAUGCAAACCAUAACAUUGGAGCAGAGCAUUUAACAUCAGAUCACCCUUUAAUAUUCCAGUUUGUCUACCAAAAUAAAUAUGAAUACACGUUAAUGUUCACAGGUGUAUUGUAUUUUUUGACUUAAUUGACAUUUCAAAUUGGUGAUUUCGGAGAUGAAAAGCAAGAGAGCGUUAUUGUGUUUUCACCCUUAAGCUAUGUCCAAAAACAUGAUGCCCAUAUACUGUAUACAGUGGUAAAAUAUGGGUUCAUUUAGUUAGUGAAUACAGCCGACCUGAAAUGCAUGCUACAAUGCUGGAAGCAUUUUGCCAAAUGCCUUUGUCUUCUAUAGUUUGCAUUGAAUUUUUUGAAUUAUAAUUAUAAAUAUAUACAUUUUUAAUCUUCAUUUUGUAUCUUUCAGACAACUGAUGUGCUUGCCCACAGAAAGUCUACAGCUCAAUGGAGUCUACCGUUCAUUGAUGGAGAAGCCGGACGGCUUUCUGAAGAAAUAUCUGACCCGGAGGAAUUUUGUGUCAAGGGAGUUGAACUUGGAAUACUCAGUUGUUGAAGAUGGCGUUGGGACGGUCCGCUGAAGUCCAACAACAAUAAGCAUCGCCCUGGUUAUUGAGGAACGGAUUGUCCUGGAGGAUGUAUGCGACUUCCCAACCACAUCUGCCCUUUUGUUUGGGCUCAUCUAGGCUCUUAACCUGGAAUAUCCGAAGGACUUACGAUGAGGCAGUCCUGGAUGAUGUAAUCGGUCUGAAGGAUUCAUCUGCAGCGUUCACACCGGAAAGAGACAGAGGAGGGACAGACGAGGACACGAGGAUGGGCGUGGGGAAGAACACCAAUUCCAAGGCGAUGGACAGUAACAGUGAGGGAGGAAAACUUGAAGAGGAGAGCAAGCAUGCCGUGGAUUUCUACCCUAUCCCGGUGGUGGUAAACGGCGUGGGCGGUGCCAUCGGAGACCAGGACACCGAGAACACCGAGCUGAUGGCCAUCUACACUAAAGAGUAUCGGGGAGCAGAAAAGAGCUCAAUGUCUGAGACGUUGGACAGCACAGACAGUACGGACGCGAGGAGGAUGGACAUGAUCUAUACCAUUGAAGACACCCCACCCUGGUACCUGUGUGUGUUCUUGGGCUUACAGCACUACUUGACCUGUUUCAGUGGAACUAUUGCCGUGCCGUUCCUCCUCGCCGAGGCGAUGUGUGUCGGCCACGAUCAGUGGGCCACCAGUCAGCUCAUUGGAACCAUCUUCUUCUGUGUGGGGAUCACCACCCUGCUCCAGACCACACUGGGCUGCAGGUUGCCCCUGUUCCAGGCCAGCGCUUUCGCCUUCCUCGCACCGGCUAGAGCCAUCCUGUCCCUGGACAAAUGGAAGUGUAUUAACACAGAGGUUCCAGUAUUCAACAGCACCGAGCUACUCAACACAGAGCACAUCUGGCACCCCAGGAUACGAGAGAUCCAAGGGGCCAUCAUCGUGUCUUCCCUGGUCGAGGUGUGUAUCGGAGCGCUGGGUCUGCCCGGGCUCCUGCUGAAGUUCAUCGGACCUCUGACUAUCACUCCCACCGUGACCCUCAUCGGCCUGUCUGGUUUCCAGGCUGCGGGGGAGAGAGCUGGAAAACACUGGGGCGUUGCUAUGCUGACUAUCUUCUUGGUGCUGCUCUUCUCUCAGUAUGCCAGGAACGUUCACUUCCCUCUGCCGGUCUACAAAGCCAAGAAAGGCUGGACUUUCUACAGGCUGCAGGUCUUCAAAAUGUUUCCUAUCAUCAUGGCCAUCCUGGUGUCAUGGCUGCUGUGUUUCAUUUUCACUGUGACUGACGUUUUCCCGCCGGAGGUAGACAAGUAUGGCUACUACGCCCGCACCGACGCACGUAAAGGGAUCGUCGCAGCUGCACCCUGGUUUAAGGUCCCAUAUCCAUUCCAGUGGGGCGUUCCAACGGUGACGACUGCAGGUGUGAUCGGUAUGAUGAGCGCGGUGGUGGCCAGCAUCAUCGAGUCGAUCGGAGAUUACUACGCCUGCGCACGUCUCUCCUGCGCUCCGCCACCUCCAAUCCAUGCCAUCAAUAGGGGGAUAUUUGUAGAAGGUAUUUCCUGUGUGUUGGAUGGUCUUUUUGGGACAGGAAAUGGCUCCACCUCCUCCAGUCCAAAUAUAGGCGUCCUGGGAAUCACAAAGGUGGGCAGCCGACGUGUGAUUCAGUACGGAGCCGCCAUGAUGCUGCUGCUGGGGCUCGUGGGUAAAUUCAGCGCCCUGUUCGCCUCUCUGCCCGACCCUGUGCUGGGAGCUCUGUUCUGCACCCUGUUCGGUAUGAUCACAGCAGUGGGACUCUCCAACCUGCAGUUUGUCGACCUCAACUCCUCCAGGAACCUCUUUGUUCUGGGUUUCUCCAUCUUCUUCGGUCUGAUGCUGCCGAGCUACCUCAAACAGAACCCGCUGGUCACCGGCAUCGUCGAGGUUGACCAAGUAUUGAACGUGCUCCUCACCACUGCUAUGUUCGUCGGAGGCUCCGUCGCCUUCAUUUUGGACAAUACUAUCCCUGGCACCCUCGAAGAACGAGGUGUCAGGAAGCUGAAACUUGGCACUGGUCUCGGUGCAGCGGAGCUGGAGGGGAUGAGAUCCUACGACCUGCCGUUUGGAAUGGACUUCAUCCGCAGACAGCCCGUCUUCAAGUACAUCCCGAUCAGCCCCACCUUCCAAGGCUACCAGUGGGGGAGGAUACAAGAAGUCUGCAGGAGCAGACGGGGACAUGGGGAUGCGGUGAAGGGGGGAGGAGCGGGAGGGGAGGGAGGCGCAGCAGCAACGGGGGAGAGUGGGGUAUAGCCGACGAGGUGGUGCUGCAAGAUCUUAAAUGUGGAUGAAUUUGGGGAGCAAGGGAUGGUACACUAUAAAAGGAUGGAAGAGUCGAGGACGGAAGCGGUGCAGGAUUCGGGAUUGUGUGGAAGAAAUUGUGAUGCACCAACGCUA
Messenger RNA from Anarrhichthys ocellatus (wolf-eel), 4408 nucleotides. RefSeq names its product solute carrier family 23 member 2 (gene slc23a2). The coding region runs from base 2093 to 4264 and encodes 723 amino acids. The record is from RefSeq and is a predicted model, not a curated record. Gene Ontology annotation, biological process: transmembrane transport. Gene Ontology annotation, cellular component: membrane. Lineage: Eukaryota; Metazoa; Chordata; Actinopteri; Perciformes; Anarhichadidae. The transcript has 17 exons. Gene Ontology annotation, molecular function: transmembrane transporter activity.